Messenger RNA from Schizosaccharomyces osmophilus, 2169 nucleotides. RefSeq names its product WD repeat protein Lub1 (gene lub1). NCBI's taxonomy places the organism in Eukaryota, Fungi, Ascomycota, Schizosaccharomycetes, Schizosaccharomycetales, Schizosaccharomycetaceae. The transcript has 3 exons. Gene Ontology annotation, molecular function: ubiquitin binding. Bases 1 to 2169 code for a protein of 722 amino acids. Gene Ontology annotation, biological process: ubiquitin recycling; proteasome-mediated ubiquitin-dependent protein catabolic process. Gene Ontology annotation, cellular component: cytoplasm; nucleus. The record is from RefSeq and is a predicted model, not a curated record.
AUGGCUUCCUAUGUCCUUUCAAAAGAACUAGUGGAACACGAACAAGAUGUUCGAGGAGUAUGUUCAAUUUCAGAUGAAUUAAUAGGAUCUGCUUCAAGAGACGGAAAAUAUGGUAUAUGGAAAAAAGAUGGUGACAAUUGGACUCCACAAUUCUAUGAGUUUCAUGAAGGAUUCGUAAAUUCCAUAUGCUAUGUUCCCCCGAGUGAUCCUAGUACAAAAGGAUUCCUAUUUUCUGGUGGACAAGACUGUUCAGGUAUUCUCCACGAAAUCCAGGGCGAUUCUCCUGCUUACUAUCUAUUCGGACAUGAAUCCAAUAUAUGCUCAGUUCACGCAAUUAAUAGCACUACGAUCAUCACCGGAAGUUGGGACUCGACAGCACGCGUGUGGUCGUACGGACAAUGCAGAAUUGUUUUACGCGGACAUGAAUCUUCGGUCUGGGCUGUCUUGGCUUUAGGAGAGGAUUCGUUUGUCACCGGCUCUGCUGACAAAACAAUCAAGAUUUGGAAGGGUGAAAAAGUAGUGAAGUCGUUUGUGGCACACGUUGAUUGUGUACGAUCGAUUUGUAAAAUUCCCCAAGGUUUCGCCUCUUGCUCAAAUGACGGCAUUAUAAAAUUGUGGACUUUAGAUGGACAUCUUUUACAUGAAUUACAUGGACACACUUCCUUUGUUUAUUCGCUUACAUACGUACCUACGCUAAAUUUGUUAGUUUCCUGUGGUGAAGACAAGUCUGUACGCGUUUGGAAGGAUUCCAAAUGCGUUCAACGUAUUGCCUUACCAACUACAAGUAUAUGGUCUGUUGCCGCUCUUCCAAAUGGUGACAUUGCUUGUGGGUCGAGUGAUGGUGCUGUGCGAAUUUUCACGACAGAAAAAGGACGAAUGGCUCCUGAAGCAGAAUUGAAAAGUUUUAAUGGACGGGUGAGUGAAUACGCAAUCUCUACUCAAGAAGUGGGUGAUGUGAAGAAGGGUUCUUUGCCGGGUCUUGAAAUUCUGGCAACCCCUGGAAAAAAUGAAGGAGACGUGGUCAUGGUCAGAGUAAACAAUGAUGUAGAGGCUUAUCAAUGGUCACAACUUGAGGGAGACUGGAAAAAGGUUGGCCAAGUUGUUGAUGCUGUUGGAAGCAAUCGUAAGCAACUAUACAACGGCCAAGAAUAUGACUACGUGUUUGAUGUUGACGUAGCUGAAGGACUGGCUCCUUUGAAAUUGCCUUAUAAUGUGACUGAGAAUCCGUUUCAAGCUGCUAUUCGAUUUUUGGAAACGAAUCAAUUACCAGCGUCAUAUACGGAUGAGGUAGUCCAAUUCAUUCAGAAAAAUACCCAAGGGCAUACAGUUGAUACAUCGUCAACCUCCCAAUCCACAAAUUCAUCUACUUCUACUAAAAAUGUAACGAUUUUUCCAGUUGGUUAUCUCUUAUUUACCACUGCAAAUGUCUCUGCUAUGUGUAACCGAUUACUAAGUCUAAAUACUACACACGCUAAUGCUCUUCCUCAAGGGGAUUUGGAUAAAUUGCAACGUAUAUUAUCAAUGAAGUCUGUGAAUGAUUCUGAUCGUCAAGUUGCGAUUGAGGUCUGUCUCAACGUAUUGGACCGUUUUAAUUUAUCCGAACGAUUUCCUGCUCUAGAUGCUUUACGACUAUUAGCAAUUCAAUGUCCACAGGAUCUCUGUGCAGUUCUCUUGGAAGUGUUUGCUCAGCUUGCUCAAUCAAUCACAGUUACUGGGAAAUUUGAAUCGAUUAAUAGUAUGCUGACGCUUCGGGGCCUAGCCAAUAUCGUGCCAAAUGUGUCAUCUGAAGAAGACAUUGCAAAGUUAGCCAACUGCUUAUAUAAGACCACACCACAAGCCGAAUAUCCAAAAGAUUACAAAGUUGCCUUUGCGACGCUCGCCAUGAACCUGUCAAUCUUAUAUAUUAAGAAAAAUCUUGAGGAAGCAGCGAUUGAGCUUUUACCAGUCUUGACGAACUUUUUAGCUACAGAUUCUUCUGAGAGUGAGUCCUGCUACCGGACUCUUAUGGCAUUGGGUAGUCUGUGCACACUUCCUAACGUUGCCGUAGCAGCAUCACAAGUUUAUGAUGUUCGCAAAGUGACCGAAAAAGUUUCAAAGACGUUUUCGCAAGAGUCCCGUUUCCCAGAAGCAAAAGAUCAGUUCUUUGCCCUCUUGGAUAAGGCGACUUGA